AUGGUAUUAUAUAUUAUUGGAUUGGGAUUAGGUGAUGAAAAAGAUGUAACAAUUAAAGGAUUUGAAGCAAUAAAGAAAUCAAGUAAAAUUUAUUUAGAAGCAUAUACAUCAUUAUUAGGUGGAUCAACAUCAAUUGAAGCAUUAGAGAAAUUUUAUGAAAAAAAGAUUAUUAUAGCCGAUAGAGAAAUGGUUGAAUCAGGUUGCGAAGAAAUGUUAAAAGAAUCAACAGAGAAUGAUGUUUCAUUUUUAGUUGUAGGUGACCCAUUCGGAGCAACAACUCAUACAGAUUUAGUUAUUCGUGCUAAAGAAUUAUCGAUUCCAGUUAAAGUGAUUCACAAUGCCUCAAUUAUGAAUGCAAUUGGUUGUUGUGGUCUUCAAUUAUAUAGUUAUGGUCAAACCAUAUCAAUGGUAUUCUUUACAGAAACCACCAAACCCGAUAGUUGGUACGAUCGUGUUAAAAUCAAUCGUGUCAAUGGUAUGCAUACCCUCUGCUUAUUAGAUAUCAAAGUUAAAGAACAAUCAAUUGAAAAUAUGUGUCGUGGUCGUUUAAUUUAUGAACCACCAAGAUUCAUGACCGUUAAUCAAUGUAUUGAACAACUCUUGGAAAUUGAAGAAAUACGUAAAGAAAAAGUUUACGAUCAAGAUACCCUAUGCAUUGGUUUAUCUCGUGUUGGUCAAGAUGAUCAACAAAUCAUUUCUGGUACUAUGAAAGAAUUAUUAGAUGUUGAUUUUGGUGCUCCACUUCAUUCUUUUAUCAUUUGUGGUGAUAUGCAUUUCAUUGAAAAAGAAUAUUUUGAAACUUUUAGAGUUAAAAAAAAUUAA
Dictyostelium discoideum AX4 is the source of this 822-nucleotide messenger RNA. RefSeq names its product diphthamide biosynthesis protein 5 (gene dph5). Lineage: Eukaryota; Evosea; Eumycetozoa; Dictyosteliales; Dictyosteliaceae. The coding region runs from base 1 to 822 and encodes 273 amino acids. Gene Ontology annotation, molecular function: methyltransferase activity; diphthine methyl ester synthase activity. The transcript has a single exon. Gene Ontology annotation, biological process: protein histidyl modification to diphthamide. The record is from RefSeq and is a predicted model, not a curated record.